CUGCACUUUAAUGGCAGCUAUUGAUGAUUGGAUGAGGAUGGGCCGGUGCAGAUAUGACACACUGAUAAUGCUUAUCACAGAACAACACUUUUAUCACCUAAGCACUAACACAGAGGUGUGUUCCAUAUUUGUCCAAUAAUUUUAGUAUUUUAAGAGUAAGAAAGACUGCACUGAUUAUACAUACAGAUAAGAUAGACAAACAGGCUUAUAUGUACAUGUAUUGGCAUAGUUUGAAAUGUAUAUUUUUGGUUUAGUUUUUUCACUAUCAUACAUUGCACUUGCCAUUCAAAACAACAAAAUAAACAUUGUUGGAUUAUUGUUCAAUUAAUCACUAUGGCCCCAUUGCAUUAUACUGACAGCAUUUUAUCUAUAUUUUUAUAAAUAUAUCUUUGUAAAUAUUCAUUUUUAAAGGUAUUUUAGGGGUUUUUGUAGAGUAACAUAUCUCAAUAUGAAGCUGUGCACUCCUAAUUGAAGCACAACAAAGUAAGACAUUGGUAAAUUAAUAUUUCUUUGUUGACUGUAUGUCACACUGAGAUAUAAAUAUUUGAAUACAUUUUGAAUACAUUUUGUUAUUUUUAGUGUCCUUCUUUGUGCGGCCAAAAAAGCAAACAUUGUUAAAUUAGUACUCUCUCGCAGUGUCACUCAAAAGUAAGCAUUAUUAUUUGUGUAAAAGCAUAUUUGUAUUGAAAUCACAAUAUACUGCAAUGAUGAUUAUGCAUGUAUGCAUGUAAUUAUCCUCAGCUGCUCAUAAAAUACCCUCUGAGAUGCGGUCCCACAUAAUGAUGACGUAGUCGUCUCGGUCCGCCCUGGACUGCUCGUGCCAGAAACCCAAAGCAUGGAGAAACUCAUGUUCAAUGGUAGCGAUGCGGUCACAGUUUUUGCCUAUUGACAAUCGCUGCUUGCCGACUCGCCGGUUGCCCACAGAGGAGAAGCACCUUUUAUAUUGGACGGAGUAUUAGUGUUACAGUACAUACUAGAGUAUUACAAGUGUAUAGGUUUACCCGCUGCCUUUAAAGAUGGAGAUGUAGUUUGAUUCGCCUGUCCAAGGCUUGAAGUCAAUGCAGGUCUUGAGGCGGUACUGCUCAAAGGCCUUCAGGAUUACACCUUUUGCAUUAAUCUCUGCAGAGAAAAAUGAUAAUAAUGGAGAAAAAAGUGUAAAACUACAUGAAAGUUGAAUUCAUUAUAGUACAUCAUGUAUACAUUAGGUACACCUGCACCGUGCAUUAUAAGAACUGUAUCAAAAAUGCGGUCUUUAUAAAGAUAUAAUGCUCUGUUUUGACACUAUUAUUUUAACUGUGGUGCAUUAUACCGAGAGCUGUUUCUAAAGUUAGGGUUAUCUUAUUUUGAGCUAGAUGAUAAACCAACAUUAACAAAUCAAGAGAGUUUUAUUGUCAUGUGCACAGUAAAACAGCAGUUCUACUAUGCAAUGAAAAUCUUAUUCUGUUCAUUCUCCCAAGAAAAGAAAGAAAACAAAUGAAAGAAUAAGAACAUAAGAAACAUAAACACAUAAACAUAUAUACCAAUAAAUUAAGCAACAACAACAGAAGAGACAUUAAUACAAGUAAAUAAUACAAAUAAAUAAAUAAAUAAAGUGCUAUGAGUGUGUGCGUGUGUUGCGUGCGGCAUGUGCGAGUGCUUCGUUGAGGAGCCUGAUGGCCUGUGGGUAAAAGCUGUUUGCCAGCCUUGUGGUCCUGGACUUCAAACUCCUGUAGCGUCUGCCUGACGGUAGGAGUGUGAAUAAUGAGUGUUGUGGAUGUGCACCACCAUAAUAAACAUCUUGUUAAAUUAAUACUUAUCAAACUGAGCAUUAUUACAUUAGUAAAAGUAUAUGUUUUGGUAGAUUGAUGCAGAUGUACCUAAUGUGCAUGCGUCUUUUUCUCACCGAGGUCGUCCUCCAUGUAGUACGGAAUGGUUGUAGGCCACCUGUACUCAUCACCAAUGAUGGAGUUUCUAGAUUGUUUCUGUGCAUUAAAAUAAUGGCAAAAAUGUACAUACUGUAAAUAACACAUAAUAUUUAGAUUAAAAGAGCACAACUUGCCUCGUCGAGCACAAUGUCGCCUUCCACCAGAUUUAACCCUGCCUCUGUAGGGACCAAGAAUAACGAAUCAUUAAAAAUCCAGCACAAUUCAAGAUUAAUAAUUUAUUUUCCUGCAUGCCUUCAUUGAUCUCAAAAAUGUCCCGAUCUCGUCCAUCGUCGACGUCAAAGUCUGCCAAAUGAAAACUCUUUGAAUAAAAGUCAGCAUGUACUUUAUAGCAUCACAUGGCUCUCACCUACCUACCUUGUAGUAUGUCUGUGGGCUAAACCAAAGAGAAGAAGCAUUUCAAGACAAACACAUUUUUUUUUACAUUGAAUUCCAAAUGAUAUAGAUAGACAAGCUCCUGUCUCACCAUGCACAGUGUGGUGCCACACAACAGGUAAAGCGCCAGAAGACGCAGAGAUCUCUCUGCCAUGUCCAACAUGAAAAAGCACUUGUGUUAGUGAUGCUGCAGGUGAAAAGCAUGUUAUUUACAGCCAGGCGCAUGCUGGUAUUUUAAUGACACACACUCAAGAAGUGAAUCAUUGACAUGGUGUGUCAAAGGGGUCACACUUGAUACAACAAUCUUGUUUUCAGUUCUCUGCUAUCUAUCUGCUGAUGCAUCUUUACACAUCCUGUGGCGGCCAUCACAGAUUUGAACACAUCAGAGGGCUCAUUUUAAAAGGCUUCACUUGAAAGACGGCACAGAUUCAUUACAAGCAAAACAAAACAUGUAGUCUCGGGGUGUCCCAAAGCAUGGCCCGGGGAGCCAGUAUUGGCCCGCAGUUUGUUUUUUAUCAUCCCACGGGUUAUUCUACGAACAAUAUAUUUUUAGAAUACAUAGGGCCUGAUCUACUAAGAUCGCUGAAUUGCACACUAAAAAAGUAGAAUCUGCUAUUUGUGGGUGUUUUGCGGGUGAUGUACUAUGAUUGCAUGUGCAAUUUUUAACAGGUGCAAAAGUGGUACCUAAAUGAGGAUUUUGCGUGUGCUACCGUCAGUCACCAAGGAGCGUUUGGGAGAGAACAGUGGCUGUAAACCAUUAAACAACAAAAUUUGCAGUGUAUUUUGAUAUGAUAUUCAUGUGAACAUGCGGAAAAUAUAUAUUUAUAUCGCGUUAUCUACACAUUAGUUUGUACCAACCUCAAACAGUUUCAGGUUUGAUGAAUGACAUUGUAAGUGCUAAAUGAUCACAUUUGCAUCUCCUCCUCCCAGUAUUUUGCACGUUCUGAUAAUCUGUAUUUAUUCUGUAUAGUCAUGAAGGCCAGCACACAAAAUGGAAGGCGUGUGCUGUUUUGCUCAUUUGACAAUCCUCAGUGCACCCUUAUAGUCGAUCAGCUUUGCGUGCGCUGUCAAUUUUGCAAGUGCUUUUAUCCACCUACAUUAGUAGAUCAGGCUUAUAGUUAUUUUUUUGUCUUUUCCAGGAAAAAUGCUAUCCCGGCAAGAUGCUAGAAGUGUCUGGGACAGAGUUUGUGUUAUUUUUUUUCAAUAGGGUGGUAAUGGUUUGCGGCUUAACCCUUGAUGUUUUUACCCUUAGGUCCCAAAACAGUCCCCCAUAAAAGUCUAAUAACCAUAUGCAGCCUACAUUUUUGUCGCUUACACACACACACACACACACUUUGAACCGUAGUCAUGAUUUAUUUUUAUUUUUUAAAUAUUUUUAUGUAUUUAUGGUCUUUUUGUAGAGUCGCACGGUUGAUUAGUGGUUAGCAUGCUGGCCACACAGUCAGGAGAUCGAGGGUUCGAAUCUCUGUGUGGAUUUUGCGUGUUCUCUCGUGUGUGCGUUUCCUGCGGGUUACACUCCUAAGUCUAAUGCAAAAAUGUUUACUUUUUUCUUCACUUUCUCUGCAUCUUUCAAAUAAAAGUGUCUUAAAUGUCAUUAAUUAAUUUAAUUACUUUUUUAUGUAAACUGCAAGCACAAACUAUUCUUGCACAGCUUUGACAUGCACGUGCAUAAACAUGCCAUCCCAUGCAUCUAUAGAAGAGGGCACUCUCCUGAUCAAAAUGUCAGGAUUACUGUACAGUCGUCCUUCGCCAUUUUGCGGCAUCACUUUAUCACAGUUUUUCGAAAAUAAAUUGAUAAAUAAUUUCCCUUUUGUGGUUUAAUAUACACAAAAAAUACAUGUUUAUGCAAAUUUUAUACAUUGUUUUGUUAAAAUGAAUCAUUUUCAAGCAUAAAAAAAUGCAAAAUGAACUGCAAUACAAAUGCAAGGCAUUAAGAAGAUGCAUCCAAAUUGCAAAUGUAGCUGAGGUGGGAGAAUGUCAAUGUUGUGCAAGUCUCAAGUCUUUAAUCUCAAGUGAAGUCUCAAAUAAAGAUGUGCAAGGCCAAGUGAAGUCUCAAGGGAAGACAAGACAGGUCGAGUCAAGUCCCAAGUCAUAAGCACUCUUUAGUCUUCAGCAAAUAAAAUGCAAUUUUAACAAUGUAACAAUCCAUUAAAUGUGACAAAUACAGUGAGUGCAUUUUUAUUUUUAUUUUUUAAUGACACCAGUGCAACAAGACAGUCACAGAAAAAGAGUGCGAGAUUUAGGAUUUAUUCAGUACGCAGAAAUGCAAUCAACACAUUUGUUUUUUGUUCUUAAACCUGAUUGGACGUUAAUAGAGGCAUUCAGUGAGACAGAUUCUGUGGGAAGAAUUUGUUGUCUAACUGGAAAUUAUAUAAUGACGACGACAUUAGUUGAGUCCCUUGAAUGGGGACACAUUUUACUCAACACUCUCACUGAAAAUAUUCUCAAGUCAUCACACUAUAGUCCGAGCCAAGUCCCAAGUCGCUGAUGUCAAAGUCCAAGUUGAGUUGUAAGUCGUUGAUGAAAUUGUGAGGUCGAGUCCAAAGUCAUACUCUCAGUAGGCACAAUAAUAAUAAUAAUCAUUAUAACACGGGCUACUGUAAACCAUGCCAAGCUAAAACUGAACUCUGAUUAUGUCUAUUAUAUUGGGUAAUAUGAGGGUAAAGGGGUGUUAUUUCAUGUAUAGAGGGCUCUAAUAACGUUAAAAAUUGUAUUUAGAAGGUUUUCAACAGGUUUUUUAUGCUCUAACUACGGAAAUAUUCUAUUUAUAAAUAAGGCAUCGUACUUAGCUGAGAUUUAUUUAUUAUUAUUUAUUUAUUACUUAUCAUGGUCAGGUUGGGAACCAAUUAACGGUGAUAAACAAGGGAUUUCUGCAUAUCAGAAAUAGGUGGUUAUAAUGGUAGUCGGUGGACCAAAAUUAGUGGACAAUUUGAGCAUACUUCCUGGAAAUAGGCCCCAAUUCAUGUCACGUCUAUUUGUUUUCCAUCAGCGGUUUUUCUAUGCGUUCUCUUUUCACACUGACACAAGAUUGACACUGUAAAGAUGUUGAUUUGCUUGAAUUUGUAUGCAGACGAAUGAGAAAGAAUGUCUGUAUAAGAAAUAGCUCACAGAGCACGUAGGACACCACACCAAAGGAACCUCAUCAUUUCAGGUCCAUUAACUCCGCCCAACUUCAGAUUUAAGUGAUAUAAAGCAGAGUACCCCAAGUAUCAAUAAGUCAUCAGCAACGUAAAAACAACCACCUCAAUGCCUGCAUGAAUAUGAAGUUUGAUUGUUUGCACUUGCUUUGGCCUACUUAUGCCAGAGAACUGUUUCAAAGACCAUUAUAAAGGUUUAAAAAUAGUAAAAGGCUUAAAGAUCUGCACUUUUUUUUGGAGUUUUGCUCAUCAUCCACAAUCCAUAUGUGAGACAUCGUCAUCGUCUUACUCUUUUCUGUGCGUUCUAAAGAUAGAAAAUCAGAUAAGAAGAGACAGCGCAUUACUGAAGUAAUGAAAAACACUUAUCCAACCUAUAAAGCCUUGUGGAAAAAAAUCCUCCAAAAACCACCGACAAGGCUCCAUUUCGAUACAGUAUGAUGUGACGUGCGUAUUAACCAAGCUACAGCGACAUUAUUAUUUUUAACAUUGUUCUGCCGAUCGAGAUACGCUACUGGCGUUUUGAUACCUUGGCACACCACACCGGCUAGCUACCUGCUUCUCCACACACUCACCCACAGCGCAGCAGCAGUAAUGCUUAAAAGCACCAAAAUACGGCAAGUAUUACAUGUUGUCAUGAAUGUACCUGCUAUGGCAUGGUCACAGCAUGUAUAUAAAACCAUAAAACCUUGUUGGAGGUUUUUGGAGGUGGUUUAAUAGCGAUCUUUGUAGGCGGCAUAGGUGUGUCCCAUUACGUGCAGUAAUGAGCGGGGUCUUUGUACGAAAAGAGACGGCAUCUGUCAAAGAGACAUGGGCAUCUUUGUAUGCCUGCCUGACAAAAGACUCUUCAAGAGGAAUAACGUCACUCUUUUUGACCAUCCAGCAGGUUCCCCUGAUCUAAAUCCAAUUGAGAAUGGAUGUCAAGAGAAGAUUAGAAAAAUGGACAUCAGUUCCAGACAGUGGAUGGAUGCCCUCCGUGAAGUCAUCUUCACCACCUGGAGCAACAUUCCCAGUAGCUUCCUGGAAACACUGGCAUCAAGCAUGCCCAGACCAAUUUUUGAGAUGGGGUUGUUUGAUAAAGACAUUACAUUCCAGUCAAGCAUCCCUGUACCUUUGGACAUAACUGUGGCUGUGGUCUAUUCAGUCUUUGGAGUAUGUUCACUGUUUGGCAACAGCACCUUGCUGUAUGUGUCUUACAAGAAAAAGGAGGUCCUGAAGCCAGCUGAAUACUUCAUCAUCAACUUGGCUGUCAGCGACCUGGGCCUGACUCUGUCUCUCUACCCGAUGGCCAUAUCUUCCAGCUUCUACCACAGGUGGCUGUACGGAAGGACGGCGUGCUCCGUCUACGCCUUCUGCGGCAUGCUGUUUGGCAUCUGCAGCCUGACAACCCUCACCCUGCUCAGCAUGGUGUGCUUUGUCAAAGUGUGUUAUCCCCACUAUGGAAACAGAUUCAACCGAAUUCAUGGUCGCCUUCUCAUCGCCUUUGCUUGGUUCUUCGCACUCUUGUUUGCCUGCUGCCCGCUGGUCCACUGGGGAGAAUACGGCCCUGAACCCUACGGUACGGCCUGCUGUAUUGACUGGCGCCUAUCCAAUCAGCUCCCGGCGGCACGCUCCUACACGGUGGCGCUUUUCUUCUUCUGCUACAUCCUCCCGUUCUGCGUCAUCCUGGCGUCCUACAUGGGGAUUCUGGCCACAGUGCACGCAUCGCACAAAACCAUGGAGCGGCACGCCUCCAGACAGAAGCACAUGAGCAGCAUCCAGGUCAUCAUUGUCAAGCUAAGCGUCGCCGUCUGCAUCGGUUUCUUCAUGGCCUGGAGUCCAUACGCUCUGAUGUCUAUGUGGGCUGCGUUCGGGAACAUCGAGAACAUUCCUCCUCUGGCAUUCGCCAUGCCGGCCAUGUUCGCCAAAUCAUCUACCAUCUACAACCCCAUCAUCUACCUCAUGCUGAGACCCAACUUCCGCAAGGUAAUAUGCAAGGACCUGGGCGCUCUGAAGAGCUGCUUCUGGUCCCGGAGCACAGGAACAUGCUGCUGCUGCCGGCCGAAAAUCAGGGUGAGACUUGGCUUAGUCCCAAAACGGACAGACCAACCGUCUUUGCCUGACUCCUCGACUCAGCCUCCUAUGGUAGUGUUUAAAGGUCACAAGGAUGCGUUUGAAUGCUCCACGCUCUGUCCUCAAGUGUACGGUGUCACUAACCCCGCAGCUUACAGCGAAUCGUUCAAGGAUAGGGACGUUCUCCGACCAGACAAAGAAAAACUCCAAAGCGUGAGCCACAUGAGGUCCCUGCUGUGCCAAAUGUGUGCAAAAAGGACUGCAGAUAGUCUUCAUAUUGAUUUAGAGAUGGUUCCAGGCAAAGCUAAAGUGGCUUGGCCUUGAGUUUUCUCUUUAGUCUGUUUACCAAAACAUAUGGACUGAUUUUGCAGGCUGAUGUAUAAUGUAUAUACCGAUGCAUACAAUAUUGUUCAGGAAUGUACAAUAAACUCCUGAAGCUCUUUACUUAAAUAUUCAAUUCAAUAUAAACAGUACGUUUGUGUAGCCAGUGUGGGGUUAGAGUCCGCUCUAAAAUUGAUCGGUGCCCUCUUUACCGGUGCACUCCCAUUUUAACAGUUUGCCAUAUUUUAACGUUGAUGAAAAAAAAAAAAUCCUGUCCGUUAUUGUCGGAGCAGCACAGCUUCCGGUGUACUUGGCCACACUCGAGCAACAUCGGUGGAACACAUCCUGUAGUUGGCAAAGUCAGGUCUUUAAAACUAAAGCCCACCAGUAAAUAGCACAGUUGCACCACAGGAGGCAACUGGGUCUUCACUUGUGUCUCUCUUGUACAUCCUGUGCUGACAUUCCCUUCCUCGCCGACAUUUAAGUCAGUCUUUUAGCCCUUUGUCCGUACUCACACAAAUACAGCCAUCGAAGGCGCUGUGACAGAGGUCAACUUAGUUGUUGAGUUCAUGUGGAAUCACGAAGUUGUUGAGAAGUUGUCGUUAAAAAACAGUAUAAAAUGAUUGUCAUUUCUAGUAUCAUCAACGUCAGCAUCAUAUUUACCUAUAUACUGUACUGUAUCUAUGUACCGUGUAGAAGACACACAAAUGUAGCAAUUGUCGUCUGUAAUUUAUUGUUGUGAGUUAAUCUGUCAUUAUAAUAAACGCUAAUUAUCGACCUGGGAUUAUCCAUUUACUGUUAAUCAUGCAAUCUUGGCCUUAUAUUUUAUUAUUGAAGCUCUUGGCUUUAUCGGGCAUUCCCAGCAGUGUUGUUUCAUGAUAAUGAUUACUGUUG
Molecule: messenger RNA, 8698 nt
Organism: Dunckerocampus dactyliophorus (ringed pipefish)
Lineage: Eukaryota; Metazoa; Chordata; Actinopteri; Syngnathiformes; Syngnathidae
Gene: opn7a
Product: opsin 7, group member a
Exons: 6
Coding region: 6242-7807 (521 amino acids)
Biological process (GO): visual perception; G protein-coupled receptor signaling pathway
Cellular component (GO): membrane
Molecular function (GO): G protein-coupled receptor activity; nucleic acid binding
Source: RefSeq, a predicted model, not a curated record